Messenger RNA from Trifolium pratense (red clover), 1350 nucleotides. RefSeq names its product elongation factor 1-gamma-like. NCBI's taxonomy places the organism in Eukaryota, Viridiplantae, Streptophyta, Magnoliopsida, Fabales, Fabaceae. Gene Ontology annotation, molecular function: glutathione transferase activity. The record is from RefSeq and is a predicted model, not a curated record. The transcript has 6 exons. The coding region runs from base 463 to 1071 and encodes 202 amino acids.
UUCUUUUUGUCAAAAAAGAAAAGUAUUUCUUGUAAUCAUUAUGUGGUGAUUGACACCGAACUUGGUAGGGAGAACCACAGUUCGAUCUUCCGCAACUGCGAUCGGAGGAGCUGAAACCACUUAAUGUCAAAACUGACAUUUGAACCAGAUUAGAUGGUCCGGUACGUGGACCAGAUACCAAAAACAAAAAAACACAUUCAAAUGAAAAUUGUAGACAUACUUAACGGUUCAAAUGACAAUAAGCCAUUAAUAUUUAAAUGGUGUAAUUAUUGUCUACGUGACACUUAACAAUUCACAUCAACACAUUUUUUCUUAAGUGAACGUCAGUAUACUUAACGUGCCGCUAUCUUAUUUGUCAUCAUAUAGAAUUGAGAAUGCUACUUAACUCAUAUUUAUUGUUUGCUUAUACUGAAUUAAUGAUCAGAUCUCAAACCAGAGCUAAGCCUUUUUCCAUCCAAAGUCAUGGCUUUGAUCCUUCACGCUAACCAGGGAAACAAAAAUGCUUACAAGACACUGAUUACCGCUGAAUAUGUCGGUGUCGAAGUUCAACUGGUUCCAGAUUUUCAGAUGGGUGUUUCCAACAAAACUCCUCAAUUUCUCAAGAUGAACCCUAUUGGAAAGGUUCCUGUCUUGGAAACCCCUGAUGGUUCCAUCUUUGAGAGCAAUGCCAUUACUCGUUAUGUUGCCCGAUUGGGUGAAAACAAUUUGUUUGGAUCAUCUCCCAUUGAUCAGGCCCACGUUGACCAGUGGAUUGAUUUUUCUUCUUUGGAGAUUGAUAACAAUAUUAUGAAGUUGUACAGCCCAAUACGUGGAUUUUCCCCUUACUUUCCUCCGGUAGAGGAGGCUGCAAUCUCUGCAUUGAAGAGAGCAUUAGAGGCUUUGAACACUCACCUUGCCCACAAUACUUACCUAGUUGGGGAUUCUGUUACCCUUGCUGACAUUAUAGCAACAAACAACUUGUAUUUGGGUUUCACUUAUCUCUUUGUCAAGAGCUUCACCUCAGAGUUUCCUCAUGUUGAGAGAUACUUCUGGACCUUGGUCAACCAGCCAAAUUUCAAAAAGAUAUACUAGGCCAGGUUAAGCAGACCGAAGCUAUGCCAUGCCACCCAUUCCAUCUACAAAGAAGCCUACCUAGCUUAAGGAAUCUAAGCUCAAAUCUAAAGAUGAACCAAAGAAAGUGGCUAAAUCAGAGUGGAAAGCUCAAACACUACAAGAAAAUUGACUUACGGUGACACUCACUUCAAGUGAUGUCUUAUUAUUUGUCACUAUAAAUAUCUUAAAUUUCGUUUUUAGACCAUACAAAAGUUUUUACCAAAAUUUUCUCACUUUUUAGAGACUGAUUACACAAGU